AUGGUUUCUGUCGUCGUUUCUGUGGCGAAAGCUUACAAGGAACCAUGUAUCAACGAUGGGCAGGAAUACGCUCACGACGAUGUGUUCCUUGACGCCGACUGUAACAAGUGCCAAUGUAAUGAUGGUAAUACACUUUGCGAGAUGAAUGCGGAAGGAUGUCCUGAAGAGGAAAGCUGUAUCUACGAUGGGCAGGAAUACGCUCACGACGAGGUGUUCCUUGACGACGAUUGUAACAAGUGCCAAUGUGAUGAUGGUAAUACAAUUUGCGAGAUGAAUGCGGAAGGAUGUCCUGAAGUGUGCGAGUACAACGGCAACCGGUACGAAGCAGGCGAAAGUUUCCCAGAUGACGACGGCUGCAACACGUGUAACUGCCUCAGGGGUGGUGCAGUAGCGUGCACCCUCAUGUUAUGUUUAGACACCCCCAUCCCGUUGAAAUGA
Dreissena polymorpha is the source of this 438-nucleotide messenger RNA. Its product is annotated as kielin/chordin-like protein. Gene Ontology annotation, biological process: negative regulation of BMP signaling pathway. Gene Ontology annotation, molecular function: peptidase inhibitor activity. Lineage: Eukaryota; Metazoa; Mollusca; Bivalvia; Myida; Dreissenidae. Bases 1 to 438 code for a protein of 145 amino acids. The transcript is spliced from 4 exons. The record is from RefSeq and is a predicted model, not a curated record. Gene Ontology annotation, cellular component: AMPA glutamate receptor complex.